AGAUGAUUCUCGCCUUUAGGAAGUGUAGUGUAAGAUAUUAAGCGCAAACACUCUUGCAGUGGCUUUCUCAGAGAUCAUUCAUUCUCACAAUGAAUCCUCGUUAAGCCUUCCAUUAUGUCGACGACAGCAGCAGCGAUGCCACCAGAUCAGGACGACCACAUCAACCCUGACUAUCCAGACGUGCAACGUCCCGCCUCGGUGGCCGAAAAUCUGCGGGAGCGGGCCCGGAAGUCCUUAUUGCGAUUGCAGAGCAGAAAUUACAGAGCCGGGGACGCAAACUCAAACUCAUCUGGUGGCGCCGCAGCUCCUGCGCCAGCUGUGUCGGCAACUGCGCCCUCUGGAUCUGUUGUGGGAGUGGAACACGACCUGGGUAUCAUCAAGAGAGCACCCCCAGUGGCGGUGUUGCCCUCCCGGGCUGGUACACCUAAUGGCGCCGCGAGAAAAGCGAACGCCAAUCCGUGGCCUGCGUCGUCGGCAAUCGCAAACGCUGUGGCAACAUCUGCAUCUCGACUAGCUUCUCGGCAAGGCGAUAUCAACAGCACGACCGGAGCUGCAACAGCAACGCCUGCUGCGGCAACUACGCGAGCCGCUGUGACUGCUGCACCAGAUCGCAAUGCUACAACUUCCAUCACGCCGAGUACUAGUUCUAAUGGUCAAGCGCCAGCGUCCUCCUCGAGUGGCAGAAUUACGAGCAAGAUCACGCCCCGGACGACGAGGGAAGGCGCAUCGUUCGUAGCUAGUCGACCAAACAGUGCGUCCGGAAUGAGAUUUGCAUCUUCCGCAGGAGCUGCAAAGACUGACAGCGCAAGAACCACAACCCGCAAGGCUGGUAGUGGCGGCAGUGACGCAAACAGAACAACCAGUAGAGGUUGUACUGCAAAAAGCAAAAGCAAAUCCGCGAAAGCAGGUCCGAGAAGUCCUUGCACCAUGCAAACAGAAGGUGAAGAUAAUCCGCCGAGCGAGCAGUCUCCGCUUGGCCUACACUGCUCUUCGCAAAACAUGCACCUGUGCGACGCCGCUCCUCUCCGGACAUCCUGCCGCACGCUAGAAACGCCAGCGGAUGUGAUGCGGCUGGCGCAACAGAGAGCGGUGGAAGCAGAUGAUCAGAGAACCAGCGCGAAAGCGAAACUAUUGGGCAUGCCUGUUCAUCCGGAAGACAGUUCCGCUUCUAGUGGCGAUGUGUACAACGGAGCAUCGCCGACGCCGUUUUUUCCCAGCAGCAAUAUGGCGCCUUCUAGUAGUGAGCAAGCCUUUGACGUCAGAGACAUGCUACUCCGCGGGCAGGCGAGCGGUCAUCCUGCUGUACUAGCUGCAUCGCGAUACACCUCUCGUCCUGCGGAGGUCUAUAUCCCAGUCGUGAACAACGCAUCAGGUGCUCCGUCCGCCGGCGACCAAAAACAUCACGGGCCACAGACACCUUCUUCACACAACCGGCAGCUCUUCUCGUUCCCCGAGCGAGAUCUUGAGCAAAUCAACUGCUUCGAACAAUCGGUCCGUGAGCAGCAGAAACAACUGACCCGCGAUCUGGAGAAACUUGAACUCUGGAAGCAGGACCAGAAGCGGAAACAAUUGGAGACAAGCGCGAAUCACAAAUUACAACAAGAAUUGCAAGACUUUCAAAACCACGAACAUACGAAACUGAACAAACAUGUCAGCGAAGUGGAGCUGUUGUAUCAACCACAACUUACCAAGGCGGACACACAACUUCUGGAGGUGGAGGAGAAGAUGCAGAAACUUUCCAACUUGAAAAAAAUGCUGCUGGUGAAGAAGAAACAACUGAAAGAAUGCAAGGAGGAGGCGAUUGGGAAAUUACGGGAAGACUAUGAGCGGGAAGAAGAAUUGUUCAGAACGAAAAUUGAAAACAAAAUGCUGGCGGAAAUGAAAGCGGUAGGAUUGUGAAUUUUCGAUCAUUUCAAUUGGGACUUCAUUGAAAAAAAAAUUCGAAGAAUCAUAUUUAUGGACCAACAAUUGGCAACGGUUUCCCAAAACAUCACUAUAACUGAC
Amoebophrya sp. A120 is the source of this 2004-nucleotide messenger RNA. Lineage: Eukaryota; Dinophyceae; Syndiniales; Amoebophryaceae. The record is from the annotation of a GenBank genome assembly.